GUUCUGUCCUGUCACAUCGUUGUUCAUGUCUGGAUGCUUCGUGUCUAGUAUGUUUCUGUGAGGGAUUUGGUGAAUUUCUACUCCAAUUCAUAAAGUUAACUAAUUGUCCUCUUCCGACAAGUGAUUAACCUACUGCUUCCUCGUUUCGAACAACUUUCUCAAGUAAAAACAAAUAGUGUAUCGUAAUUUUACGCCUCAUCAUAACACUGAGAAAACUGAUUAGAGUUAAUGACUACUUCUGGAUUAAAAAUUUGCUGAAACUCAAAGUGACGUGUUAGUCAAGUUUUCAUGUGUACCAGAUCGCUUCUGUCAGUAGGCUGUGAGAAAACAAUACAAUUCUCUCAGCAAUUGAUAGAAGAUAUAGUAUUCUAAAAAGAAUGUCGAUUUAUUCGGUUUUAAUGCACUGUGAGAUGCAGGAUUUAUUCCGAUACUCAACAACCUACCAGUAAAUUCAAAACAAAUAAUUGUUUUUGAUUGAAUAACUCUAUUCUUAAGUUACCUAAAAUUACCGUAUUUGGUGAUUUUCAACGUAUUUGUACCCAGAACUUUCAUUUGGGAUAAUUAUGCCUCGGUAUUCUGAAGAUAAACCAUCAGCGGAUAAAUGUCAUGUGGAGCUACCAGACAAACCAAUUCCUCUGAAUUUUAAGAAUCAAGGUGCAGUAAACAAUGUAUGUGACGGGCUAGCUGAAGAUAAUGACAAAUUAAGUCAACAGUUACGUAAUGAUGAAUUUGAGAUUGUUAGUCCUGAAACACAUCCUGAAUAUUUUGUACCAGUUGCUCCCGAUGGUGGUUGGUCAUGGAUUAUUUUGUUGGCCACAUUCCUUAAUUUCUUUCUAAUUGAUGGCAUCUUCUUUUCUGUUGGUCUUUUAAUGGUUGAAUGGGCUGAUCAUUUUGAAGCUUCAAAAACCAAAGUCUCAUUGGUUAGUUCAUUAAUGCUAGGAUGUUAUCAAAUGAUCGGUCCUUUUGCUGCAGCAUUAACAAACAAAUUUGGUUGUCGCACAGUUGCUCUUUUUGGAUGCACUCUGGCAUCUGUAUCGAUUUUCGUUAGUGCUUUAAUGCCUACUGUAAAUGCUUUAAUCAUUACGUUUGGAAUAUUAACUGGCUCCGCAUUUGGAUUAAUUUAUUUACCAGCACUCAUUGCGGUUAGUUUCUAUUUCAACCAAAAACGUGAAUUGGCUAGUGGUAUAGCUGUGGCUGGAACACCUCUUGGGGCUGUGAUAUUUGGACCUGUAGCGGGUUACUUAAUUCAGUUAUAUGGUUGGUCAUGUACAUUAAUAUUCUUCUCUGCAUUUAUGCUUCAUGGUAUUUCUUUAUCAUGUUUUUAUCGUCCAUUAAAACCAAUGCAUAAAUUAGAAAUAUUAAAUUUAUCUAAAGAAACUAAUGAAUCUAUUGUUAAUUUAAUUGAUGAUAUACAAAGUAAUCUAAUGAUAGCAUCGAAUACAUUUAUUAAAUCAAAUCAAUUUAUAAAUUCAUCAACUCGUAUUGGUCAAACUUUGUAUAAAUUAGAUGAAGGAAAUGAAGACAUUGAACAACAACAGCAUAAAAGUUCUAACAUUGAAACAAAUAAAAAAUUAAAAAAGAAACAAUCUACACAUGAGAAAUUAGAUGAAUUGAAUCCAUAUAAAGAGGAUGUACAGAAACGUACUACUGAAACAAAAGAAGCAAGAAGUGAAAUGCCUAAAUUAUCAGAAUCAACAACUAUGAAUGGUCAAACACCAAAAGAAAUUAAUAAAGAUUUGGUUGACCCGAGUAGCUUGAAUAAUCUACCGUCCUCAUCGUCGACAGCUGAUCAACCCUCUACCCCUGGAGCCAAUGUUAUUACAUUAUCUUCAGUCCCAAAUGAUCCUAUUAUUUCCACACAAAAAGAUCAAUUAUCACAAGAAUCCGUUGAUGAAAAACAGCUGAAUAAAUUGGAUCAAAAGCGAGAUCUUACUGAUGACCAGUUGGUAAUACGCAGUGGCUAUAAACUGUCCUCAAGAUUAACUAAUUUCUUGAGUAGUAUUGGUAGAUCACGAGAAACUGAUCCAACUUCGUAUGUUUUUUCUACACCAUGCCUAAGUGUUAACAAUCCAGCUUACAAUGAGCACAUUAAUCAGAAGACCAAUAAAUUUUUACGUGAUGUUUACCAUAGAAGAUUUGUGAAUCAUUUAAGAAAUCAAAAAUUAUUACGUCCUACUACUACUAUAUCAAGACGACGUCAUCUUUCGUAUAAUUUAACUCCAAGUAUUCCAACUAUUGUAGAAGAUCAAGAAUUAACUAAAUCUAAUGCUAACAAUCAACGUCAUGCUAAUUUAACUGGUCAAGAUUUUAGUUCUGCUAUUACUGUUGCAAAUUUAGGUCGAGAUAGACGUCGAAUAUCUGUGGAUCGGAACUUAAUCAAUUCAGGUCUUAUUCAUAGUUCUGUUGCAAGUGUAUUAACUACCAAUCAUCCACAAAAGAUAGAAAUUUGCAAAGUGGAUUCUAAACCUGUUUUAGUUGCAUUGCCUCAUGAAUCUAUCAAUAUUGAAGAUUAUUCACGACCUCUUUAUCGAAGUGAUAUAUUUUUCAGUGGUAAUCCAAUUUCACAAAUAUUAAAUGAUUGUUAUGCAUCAACUAAUAAAAUGAAAUCAACUGGAGAUGUAGAUAAGAAACUUCAAAACAAAUUGAAUGAUAUGUAUAAUAUGACAAAUUCAUGUUUAACAGUUCCAUUGAAUGAUACUACUAUUCCUCAUGAUCAUAUUAAUGGUUCUUAUGGUACACUUAGUGGUGGUGGUGGCGCUGGUGGUGGCGGCGGUGGCGGAGAGGAAUUCGAGUCAGAAUUCUACAAAUCACAAUCUAAUUGGAUGGAAUCAUUGAUUGUCUCAUUAACUAGUAUACCAUUACGAAAUGAUGACAAUAGAGAACUACUAUUACCAUCAACUAAACAGAGUUUAAAUGAAAAAUUACAUAAAAGUUUUUCAGAUGAUGUUAAUAGAAUUCAUGAUGAAGCGAGUGAUGCCUAUGCUGAUGAUGUUGUAGUUGAUCGUGAUGAUGAUGAUGAUGAUGAUGAUCAUGUUAGUGUGAUCAAUGAUAUUUGUUUAUGUGGUUUUUGUUUAACUGCUAUUCGACGCCUUCGUGAUUGUCGUUUAUGUUCUUCAAUGUUUUAUUCACAAAAAUUAUUAUUAAAUUGUUGUCCAUGUUUAGUUGUUGGAAAAAAACAAAUUUAUCAACAUGUAAAUAAAGAAUUUCCUAAUCAAUAUGAAUCUGAUAUGAUUAUGGAUAAAUCAAGCAUAAGUGAUGAUAAUGACUGGACUAAAAUUACAAGAGACACACAUUUUGUUCAAUGUUGUAAAUGUGUUUCUUUGAAACCUAUACUGGAUGUAUUAGGUACCAUGUUAGAUUUAUCAUUAUUACUCAAACCAAAAUAUUUAAUAUUAUGGAUUUCUAAUUUAAUUGGUUUAUUAGGCAUGUAUGUGCCAUUGAUUUAUGUUAGUGAUUUCGCAUCGACUUAUGGAAUAUCUACUAAAUUGUCAGCUUAUUUCUUAUCGAUUAUGGGUGUUUCAAGUAUUAUUGGACGAUUACUUGUUGCAUGGUUAAGCAGUUUAUCAUGUGUUUCUCCAUUAAUUUUACAAACUAUUACACAAUUCUUACUUGGACUACUUGUAUGUUUAAUGCCUGUUUUUACAACAUUUAUCGGUAUGGCUACUUCAUUUGGAUUCUAUGGAUUUUUAACUGGUGUCUUCUCCACUCUUAGUACAAUUAUAUUAUAUGAUCUAGUUGGAAUGGAUGAACUUACUACAGCUGUUGGUUUGAUAACAUUAAGUCGUGGUAUAUCUAGUGUUUUAGGUGCUCCAUUAGUCGCUCUCUUGUAUGAAGCAACAAAUAGUUUCAAAGUACCUUACACAGCAGCAGGCUUUACAAUUCUUAUAUCAGCGCUACUAUUCUUGUUAAUUCUCUGCUAUGAUUGGAUACUGUAUUUGUUUACUUCUGUUAAAUCGAAAAAAAAUAAUAGAGAAAUUUCAGUUGAAUCAUGAUCAAGAGAGGAAAGUGAACCUCACACUAUUUUGAAAAUAUAAUCGGUAUUAUUUUGUAAACUGCAAAUUUGUACAUGAUAAACACAAUCAUACAAGCAUAUACGCAUACGGUAUUUGCUCAGAUCUUCAGUUCAAUUGAGUAGUAUUUUGGACAAGAUGAAGAAACACACAUGAUAAAUUUGACUUAUUUUUAACAACUUACAUAGAGGUUAAUAAUUAACAUUCCUUAAUGUAUUUUUGAUGUUUUCAAAAAAGAAAAUACAACAAAUUUACACUUGUACAAAUAAUUAAAACAAGGUUUUUUUUCGAAAAAAAACGUGACACUGAUUAAAAUUUGAAA
Schistosoma turkestanicum is the source of this 4332-nucleotide messenger RNA. The record is from the annotation of a GenBank genome assembly. NCBI's taxonomy places the organism in Eukaryota, Metazoa, Platyhelminthes, Trematoda, Strigeidida, Schistosomatidae.